This is a messenger RNA of Lachancea nothofagi CBS 11611, 690 nucleotides long. The record is from the annotation of a GenBank genome assembly. NCBI's taxonomy places the organism in Eukaryota, Fungi, Ascomycota, Saccharomycetes, Saccharomycetales, Saccharomycetaceae.
AUGAGAUUGUCCUACUUACAAUUUGGAUUGAUAACCCUCAUGAAAAGUUGUUCUGCCUUAGGUAACAGCGAGGCAUCAGAAUCAAGCGAAAGCGGUUCAAUCCAGCAGGAAAGCAUUCAACGUGCCAAUUUUGAUAUCAAUUAUGAAACUUUGGAACAAGGAGCAGGUAGUUUAGCAUCAUUCCUCGAAUUUGAAGAUGGUGACAAUGUGACGCUAAGAUACUCGCUUUUCAACAAGGAGGACGUGAAUGUUUCGGUAGUCGCAGUCGGUGGUGCCCUAUAUGACAUUCAUACCAACGAGCUUGCAGCCAACAUAAGUGCUGCAGCCCUUGGACCAAUUCCCGUAGGAGUUAAUGAAACAGUUGAGUUUCAGCAAAUUGUUAACUUGAUUCUAAAAGAAGGCGAGUAUGCUUUGUCUCCUGACAUCUACAUAGAAAAAAGCGAAGAAACCAUGAAAGUGGUGGCAAACCCUAAUCUCCUAAGAAUUUUGCCAGCAGCAAUUUCGUUUUUCAACCCUCAGUUUAUGUUUGUUCAGUUUGUCCUAGCCGCGCUCAUUGCUGGUUUCUCGUACUUGACUUUUUUCAAGACCCCUAAAGCUGGGACUCGUGAUGCCAAAAAAAUCAGAAAGUCCGGAGUUUCCUCUCCUCAAGAUAUUACAUCAUGGCUUCCCGAAAAUCACACCAAGAAGUGA